Messenger RNA from Cladophialophora bantiana CBS 173.52, 366 nucleotides. RefSeq lists its product as uncharacterized. The transcript has a single exon. Bases 1 to 366 code for a protein of 121 amino acids. Lineage: Eukaryota; Fungi; Ascomycota; Eurotiomycetes; Chaetothyriales; Herpotrichiellaceae. The record is from RefSeq and is a predicted model, not a curated record.
AUGGGUUGUAUUUGCAGCAAGAAGAACAUUGUCGAAGACACCCCUGCUCCUCGCCCGGUCAACACACCCUCUCAGUCGACCUCGUCCAACCAGCACACAUCUCCUGACCGAACCAAGGCACCGGAGAUGUGGAGAGACUACUCGCCUUCGUCAGAUCAGGCAUAUUGGCGAGCUGUACGCUUGUAUCUGGACCUUUCCUCAGAGACGUCGCUCAAUCGGGACUAUCACCGAGCUGUACGCGCGGCUCUGGAUCUCUCGUCGGAUGCUGUUCAACCACACACUGCCACUGUCAGGGUCCCUAAUUCCUCUCACAAUCCGCGAGAAACUUCCUCCUCUCUUACAAAUCCUACCCCUGACAGUGCGUAA